GAACAGUGGGGCAGCCGGAGAGGAGGCAGAGUGUGAAGGAAGCCCUCGAGGAUCCCUCCCGGGGAGGAGGAAGAGAACCAGUGCCUGGCACCUGGUUCCCACGCGAGGAACUGGCUGAAUGAAUGACUGAAAGGGAAGAAGGGCAUUCCAGGCAGAGGGAACCUGAGGAGCUGAGUAAAGAGAAGCCUUGACACCUGGCCCCUGGCUGCACCGAGAUGGGCGACUGGAGCUUCCUGGGAGAGUUCCUGGAGGAAGUGCACAAGCAGUCCACGGUGAUCGGCAAGGUCUGGCUCACGGUCCUCUUCAUCUUCCGCAUGCUGGUGCUGGGCACAGCCGCCGAGUCUUCCUGGGGGGACGAGCAGGCUGAUUUUCAGUGUGAUACGAUGCAGCCGGGCUGCGAGAACGUGUGCUACGACCAGGCCUUCCCCAUCUCCCACAUCCGCUACUGGGUGCUGCAGAUCAUCUUCGUCUCCACGCCCUCGCUGGUGUACAUGGGCCACGCCAUGCACACGAUGCGCAUGCAGGAGAAGCGCAGGUUAAGGGCGGCUGAGCGGGCCAAAGAGGUCCGAGGCGCUGGCUCGUAUGAGUACCCAGUGGCCGAGAAGACAGAGCUGACCUGCUGGGAGGAAGUGAACGGCAAGGUGGUUCUCCAAGGCACCCUGCUCAACACCUACGUCUGCAGCAUCCUGAUCCGCACCACCAUGGAGGUGGCCUUCAUCGUGGGCCAGUACCUCCUCUACGGCAUCCUGCUGGACACCUUGCACGUCUGCCACCGGAGCCCUUGCCCCCAUCACGUCAACUGUUACGUGUCCCGGCCCACCGAAAAGAAUGUCUUCAUUGUCUUCAUGCUGGCCGUGGCUGGCCUGUCCCUCUUCCUCAGCCUGGCCGAACUCUACCAUCUGGGCUGGAAGAAGAUGCGGCGUCGGCUGCUGAAGUCAGGACGGGCCUUGACCGAGUCUCCGCUUCCUGCUCCUUCUGCCGGCUUGGCCCAGCGCUGCACGCCUCCCCCUGACUUCAACCAGUGCCUGGAGAAUGGCUCCGGGGGGAAGUUCUUCAACCCCUUCAGUAACAAGCUAGCCUCUCAGCAGAACACGGACAACCUGGCCACCGAGCAAGUUCGAGGCCACGAAGAGAUGCCUGGGGAGGGUUUCACUCACCUCCGUUAUGCACAGAGGCCAGAAGUGCCCCAUGAAGUCCCCCCAGGUCACCGCCUCCCGCAGGCCUACCAUGGCGACAAGCGCAGGCCCAGCAAAGCCAGCAGCAAGGCCAGGUCAGAUGACCUAUCAGUGUGACUGACCCUUCAG
Messenger RNA from Echinops telfairi (small Madagascar hedgehog), 1304 nucleotides. It is a transcript of the gene GJA5, whose product is annotated as gap junction protein alpha 5. Bases 216 to 1292 code for a protein of 358 amino acids. NCBI's taxonomy places the organism in Eukaryota, Metazoa, Chordata, Mammalia, Afrosoricida, Tenrecidae. The transcript is spliced from 3 exons. The record is from RefSeq and is a predicted model, not a curated record. Gene Ontology annotation, cellular component: connexin complex. Gene Ontology annotation, biological process: cell communication.